GCCGAGAGAUGGAUACACUAGAAUUUGAGAAUGAACCACAGUUUAUGAUCUUGGGAAAUUCCUUUACACUUUCCAAUUUUAUUUCCAUAUUUCUAUGCAUUGGUGUGUGCGAAAGGAUGCAACAAGAGAUGACAACAACUGCAAAGAUUCUGCACGAAUUUCCCGUUCAUCAAACUGACGAUCGUCUCAAGGAGAGCAUCAGUCGAUUUUCCCUGCAAAUCCUCCAGGAAAGACGCCCGAUUUCCGUCUGCGGAAUGUUCAAUGUGGACAACACGCUACUCUACUCCAUGAUCUCAUCGAUGACCAGCUAUUUGAUACUAUUAAUACAGUUUCAACUGCAAGGAGUUGGAAAAUGAAUUACAUAAUAAAUUGUUCAUUUAUGCAACUU
Molecule: messenger RNA, 388 nt
Organism: Phlebotomus argentipes
Lineage: Eukaryota; Metazoa; Arthropoda; Insecta; Diptera; Psychodidae
Product: gustatory receptor for sugar taste 43a-like
Exons: 2
Coding region: 9-356 (115 amino acids)
Biological process (GO): sensory perception of taste
Cellular component (GO): membrane; dendrite; axon
Source: RefSeq, a predicted model, not a curated record